AUGAGCGCUCUCAAAGCAAAAGGGAGAAAAAUCUUUGAAAUUCCAAUAUGCACAAUUUGUUUGGAACCAAUGAUAAAGGAUCUGUGUGUUUUUACAGUGUGUGGACAUGUGUUUCACUAUAACUGUGGUGUAAAUUGCCAUUAAAAUUCAAGAAAAUGCCCUAAUUGUCGUAUGAGAUCCACAGAAAUACAGUCAUUGCAUUAUAUGGUUGAGGAGAUAACAGGGAUAGACGAAUAGAUGAGUAAACUGUUGAAUGACAUGAGUGCAGAUUAGAAAUAACACAUGGCAAAGUUAUUAUCAGAUUAUGAAGAAUUACUGCAUGAAAAUCAGAGGAUAAUGUAAAGAAAUAAAUUUGUUGAAGAAAAGAACGAAUNUAUUACAGAUGAUAACAAAUUAUACCAAGACGAAGUGAUAAGUAUUCAAUAGGCUUACAUGGGAGAAAUGAGCCAUCGUUUAACAGAGAGAUAGAAUUCAUUCUAAUAGUCGUAAUAGACUCAAAGAAGAGGUUCAUAAUGCUCUAUGCGUGAAUCAUUACACUCUGUGUAAUAGUAACAACAACAACCUUAAUAACAACAACAUUAAUUGAUGGAUAUCCCAAACAUUAGUCCAGUGUAAUAUGUUCAAUAACCACAAAGUGGAAUGUCUCACAGUUCUUUUGGUUAAUUGUUUAAAGAUGUCUCAGUUAAUAGGAAGAACAUCAACGGGUCUUCGGAUAAAAAUUCGAGUGGUAAUGUGUUUUCCUUACCUUACAGCAGUAAUGGCAGUAAGAACACUGUAAACAAUAUAAUUUCGAUUUAAGAAAAGGAUGAGCUAUUUAAUAUUCAAAUGAAACGACUCAUGUUGCAAGAUAGUGUAUAUUAUCAUUAGAAGCGAAUACAGAAUCAGGUGGAUAAUUGCAGUCAGAAUACUGUCUCAAAAUAUCAGAAGUAUCACACAACCCAACCGUAAUAGUAAUAAGCACAAGCGAUACGCUCAGAUAGAAAGUCCAAUUCCUGUAUCUCUGAAUCAGAGAUAGGGGAUCAUCAACUACAAUAGCAAUAAGAUUUGCAACCAUCCAGAUAUGGGAUACAAUCGUCGAAGUUCACGGGAGAAACAGCUAAGCAAUUUCUGAAAAACCCUUUGGAGAUGCCUAAUCUAGAAUUUUAUUAGUCCUUUGAGAAUAGUAGGUAAUUCAGUGAUUAUUUUCCUAAAUACAAUGUGGAUUAAACCAUACAGUGUUACAAAAACUAUUAAUAAGCUCGAUCGAGUGCAUAUAAAUGA
Messenger RNA from Paramecium octaurelia, 1260 nucleotides. Lineage: Eukaryota; Ciliophora; Oligohymenophorea; Peniculida; Parameciidae. The record is from the annotation of a GenBank genome assembly.